Cheilinus undulatus (humphead wrasse) is the source of this 1215-nucleotide messenger RNA. RefSeq names its product POP5 homolog, ribonuclease P/MRP subunit (gene pop5). Bases 31 to 561 code for a protein of 176 amino acids. The record is from RefSeq and is a predicted model, not a curated record. NCBI's taxonomy places the organism in Eukaryota, Metazoa, Chordata, Actinopteri, Labriformes, Labridae. Gene Ontology annotation, molecular function: ribonuclease P RNA binding. Gene Ontology annotation, biological process: tRNA 5'-leader removal. The transcript has 5 exons. Gene Ontology annotation, cellular component: ribonuclease P complex.
AUUUGUUGACGGAAGUUCCCACAGAAGAAGAUGGUGCGCGUGAAGUCGAGGUAUUUGCUGUGCGAAGUUAACGUGACAGACAGGAGACAGCUGUUUUUGCUGGAUGACCAAGCGGUUAGAUCGGCAGUAAGGUCAGCAGUGGAGCGCUUACAUGGGGACUACGGGACGGCUCUCUGUAGCAUCAGGUUUAAUGUGAUAUAUUUAAAUGCUCAUACAGGAAUUGUGUUCCUGCGUUUCCCUAAAAGAUGCUACAAACUCCUCUGGUCUGCAUUGCCAUUCAUCACCUGUAUUGAAACACAGGGGCAGAAGAUCCCAUGUUUUUUCAAUUGUUUGCAUGUAGGAGGGACAAUCAGAACAUGUCAGAAGUUUCUGAUCCGAUACCACACCCAACAGCUCCAUCACAUGCUUCCUCGAUGUAAAGAUGAAAAAGAGAAACAAGAGGUACGAGAAGCACUUAUGAACUGCUCGCUAACGAGACAAAAGGAAGAAUCUGAAGAGGAGUAUGACAGUGAGGAAGACGAAGAGGAAUCAAAGAGCAAAGAAGACAAAAAAAAGACUUAAGAACAAACAGUACAUGGAUGGCAGCUGUUGAGCUCUCUGAAUAUCUUUAUGUUCACAUUUUGUAAAGGGAUUGCCAGAAAAGGGGAUAUGUGAAGUAUUUAUGUAAAUCUUUGGACCACAGAUGCGUGGUGCAUUUGAAAGAUUCGAUACAGGAUGUUUGUCACACUUUGUAUCAUAUAAUUUGAUCUGGUAGUUAGUGUAGCCUCAGAGCUAAGUUUGAACCUACUAUCUUCAGAGCUGAUACUUAACACUGAGAGUGAAUUACUAUCUCUUAAUGUUUUUUUCUUACCAGAUACUGCACAGAUGAGGACUUGCUUAGGUCUGCUGAAAGAGAGUUCUUUUUUUUCUAAUCAGUCCUUUAUGUAUUACUACCAUGAAUGUGCUCAUCUGUGUUUUGUUUACAAAUUUAAUGACUUUUUGGAGGAAAUGUAUUGGAUUAAGCUUUCUAAAAUAAUAUCUGCAAACACCUGAUGGGUCUUUUAUAAUAACAAGAAAAGUGAAGGUUAACAGUUGGUAAAGUGACUUAAAAAUACCCUUAUUAACGGUUUCACAAGAUAUAAUCUUGACAAAAAAAAAAAAAAACAUUUUAAGUAGCAUAUGAUAGCAGACAUUAAGCUGUUUUGUACACAAUCUAAUUAAAGCUCCUGUAAGGAA